CUCCCGUAUUCAGUGUUCACCCUCCAGAGUUUAUUACUGAAUUAUCGAUAACAAAAAGCAAAAAGGUUGCAUGCUAAUUUAUGUAUUGUAGUUUACAAUUUAAUUGAGUAUCGUCAGUGGGAGCAGUUAGAAGCGGUGUAGUUAACGUAAUGGAAUCGAUUACCUUUGGAGUUUUGACUAUUAGUGACACAUGUUGGCAGGAGCCGGCAAAGGAUACAAGUGGUCCUAUAUUAAGACAACUGAUCGGUGAAAAUUUUGCCAAUACCCAGGUGAUUGGAAAAAUAGUUCCGGAUGAAAAGGAUCUCAUACAGCACGAGCUACGUAAGUGGAUCGAUCGGGAGGAGCUGCGAGUAAUUCUGACUACCGGAGGAACGGGAUUUGCACCACGGGAUGUGACCCCAGAGGCCACUAGGCAGCUGCUCGAUAAGGAAUGCCCACAACUAUCAAUGUAUAUUACACUAAAGUCCAUCAAACAAACCCAAUAUGCGGCUCUUUCCCGUGGAGUCUGUGGCAUUGCAGGAAAUACUCUCAUCUUAAACUUUCCUGGUAGCGAAAAGGCCGUAAAAGAGUGUUUCCAGACCAUUAGGGAACUCUUGCCCCAUGCUGUUCACCUUAUUGGUGACGAUGUGUCCCUGGUGCGGAAAACACAUGAAGAGGUCCAAAGUUCCGCACGCCAGGGUCACAUUUGCCCCAACAAAACGGGAACCGGCACAGAUUCCGAUCGAAACUCGCCCUUUCCAAUGCUGGCCGUUCAAGAGGUGCUUUCAAUAAUCUUUAACCAAGUGCAAAGGACCAAUCUGGAUAAUAUUCUCUUAGAAAUGAAAGCGCCGGUUAACAUUCCACCCUUCAGGGCUUCCAUCAAGGAUGGUUAUGCCAUGAAGUCCACUGGAUUUUCUGGCAGUAAGCGUGUUUUGGGAUACAUAGCCGCCGGAGAUGUACCUACUUCUUUGCCGCUGGCAGAGGAUGAGUGCUACAAAAUUAACACAGGGGCACCGCUACCCCUGGAGGCAGAUUGCGUAGUACAAGUGGAAGACACUAAGUUGCUGCAGUUAGAUAAAAACGGACAGGAAAGCCUUGUUGACAUAAUGCUGGAGCCACAAGCUGGUUUAGAUGUUCGGCCUGUGGGUUUCGAUCUAAGCGCCAAUGAUCGCAUAUUUCCUGCUCUAGAUCCUUCUCCCGUGGUGGUCAAAUCGCUGCUGGCCUCCGUGGGCAAUAAGUUGGUUAUAUCUAAGCCCAGGGUGGCUAUAGUGUCCACUGGAAGCGAGCUUCUUUCACCGCGCGAUCAGCUUACUCCAGGAAAGAUCUUCGACUCAAAUACCACCAUGUUGACGGAGUUGCUGCUUUACUUUGGUUUUAACUGCAUGCACACGAGUGUGCUAAGCGAUAAUUUUGAACAGACUAGGGAAUCGCUGUUGGAUCUCUUUGAAGAGGUGGACUUUGUCAUUUGCAGCGGUGGGGUCUCCAUGGGCGAUAAGGAUUUCGUAAAGUCCGUGUUGGAAGACCUUAAAUUUAAGAUCCACUGUGGCAGAGUGAACAUAAAGCCAGGGAAGCCCAUGACCUUUGCCAGCCGGAAUGAUAAGUACUUCUUUGGUCUGCCCGGGAAUCCAGUGUCAGCAUUCGUUACUUUUCACCUGUUCGCCCUGCCCGCCAUCCGCUUUGCUGCUGGCUGGGAUCGCUGCAAGUGCUCCCUUCCUGUGCUUAACGUGAAGUUGCUCAAUGACUUCAGCUUAGAUAGCCGCCCGGAGUUCGUUCGGGCCUCAGUGAUUUCGAAAUCUGGAGAGCUAUACGCCAGCGUCAAUGGAAAUCAAAUUAGUAGUCGCUUGCAGAGCAUUGUGGGUGCCGAUGUUUUAAUAAACCUUCCUGCACGUACCUCUGAUCGCCCAUUGGCGAAAGCUAAUGAAGUUUUCCCGGCCUCCGUGUUGCGCUUCGACUUUAUCUCCAAGUACGAAUAAGAACUACCUAAACAUAAUAGAAGAAGCUAAAAAACUCAGACAAUACAGAUACAUUAGCAUAAAGCUUUAUUUUUUCAUGUAUGGUAACAUUAAAUAAAAUGUUCAACAAUUCCACCGUUAGCAGUGUGAACAAAAACGAUUAAAAAGUAAAUAUUAUAAAAGCCUUC
Drosophila erecta is the source of this 2119-nucleotide messenger RNA. RefSeq names its product molybdenum cofactor synthesis protein cinnamon (gene cin). The record is from RefSeq and is a predicted model, not a curated record. Gene Ontology annotation, cellular component: cytosol; cytoplasm; postsynaptic membrane. Gene Ontology annotation, biological process: gamma-aminobutyric acid receptor clustering; Mo-molybdopterin cofactor biosynthetic process; glycine receptor clustering. Gene Ontology annotation, molecular function: molybdopterin molybdotransferase activity. NCBI's taxonomy places the organism in Eukaryota, Metazoa, Arthropoda, Insecta, Diptera, Drosophilidae. The coding region runs from base 150 to 1952 and encodes 600 amino acids. The transcript is spliced from 7 exons.